UUUUUUUUUGCGGCAAUUUGGCAAAAAGUAUAAACAUUUUGCGAUAUGAAAUUAGUAUAAAAGACUCGAUGAAAUUCGAGGGGAUACAGUGAUAUUUACACUGAAGCAACGAAAAUGUCUUCAGUACUUCCAGUUCUGGUUGUGGUGCUUCUAUUCUCCUUGACAUCCUUCGAGGAGACAUCUGGAGCACCUAAUCCAGAAACCGCCGUAAAGCAUUUUGAAUGCAUUCCGUUCUUGAUUGAGUGUAGUCACUACAAUCGAUACUGUAAAUGGGGAAGCUGCCUUCCUAAGCAAACAGUCGGUGGAAAUUGCGACUUUAAGACACCUUGUCGCGUUGGCUUAGCUUGCGUCAAUCAACGUUGCAAGAGAAUCCGCAAGAAGAAGAAGAAGAAGACGACCACUACUACAACGACUACAACUUCUACUACUACGCCAACAACAACAACUGAAACAACUACUACGCCUACAACAACUACGACGACAACAACAACGACCACAACAACAACUACUACCACAACAGUGGCACCAGCAUUGGCAAUUAGAGGCUAAUGGGCAAUUGGUAGAUCUUCUAUCCUCACAAAUGAUUACCAGCAUUCCUUCGAUCACAUUGACAUAUUGUCUUCCAACAUUGCACAAAGAAACAGUCAAAUACGCUUUCAAAAUAAUGAAUAUAAUUUUCUAUGGAAGUAUUGUAAGAUAUAAUUAAGAAAAAUAAAUAUUAUAAUUGCAAUGCA
Messenger RNA from Phlebotomus papatasi, 734 nucleotides. RefSeq names its product integumentary mucin C.1-like. The transcript is spliced from 3 exons. The record is from RefSeq and is a predicted model, not a curated record. NCBI's taxonomy places the organism in Eukaryota, Metazoa, Arthropoda, Insecta, Diptera, Psychodidae. Bases 115 to 549 code for a protein of 144 amino acids.